GCAGGCGCCUUGUUUUCUCGAUAUGGCGACGACGGACUCGGCACUUCUCACCGGCGACCGGGCCGCGAUGGAGUUCUCGGAUCCGUCCGUGAUGUCGUCUUCCGGCGCCAUUCGCGUGUCCCGCUUCACGCUGCUCCUCGCCGCCUGCACAGUCCUCGCAGCUCUCAUCCUCACCGGCAUUUUCGUGCACGAGUUCACGAAAGCCGGGGACGCCGCAGGAGCCAGCAGCAGCAGCGCCGCCGCGGGAGGAGCAGCAUCGGCAGGAACGUCGGGCGGCGCCGCCGCCGCGACGGAAGCGUCCUCCGCCGCAAGACCCCGACGCACGUUGGCCGACGUGCUGCUGCCGAAUCACCUGCGACCGACUGUUUACCGAGUCAAGUUGCAGCCGUUUCUCGAGCCCGGCAAUUUCGUGACGCGUGGCAGCGUGUCGAUUGACUUUGAGUGUUUGCGGGACGCGAAUAACGUGACUGUGCAUGCGAGGAACCUGAGUGUGGUGACGGAGACUGUGCGAGUCGUGGGUGUGGGUGGUGGGCGUGACGCCGGGGUCGCGUUGAAGGUGGUGGGCCAGACGUAUCACCCGGGGUCGGAGUUUUACACGGUGCACUUGGACCCCGGGUCCGGGUCGGGGUUCGCGUUGGUGCGGGGCAGCAACUACACGGUGUCCAUGGACUUUGCCGGGUUCUUGCACGACAACCUCGUGGGCUUCUAUCGCAGCUCGUACACCUACAACAACGAGACCAAAUGGCUGGCAGUGACUCAGUUCCAAGCGACUGAAGCGCGACGAGCGUUUCCCUGCUUUGACGAACCCGCCUACAAAGCCCGCUUCCUGAUCUCGUUGGCCCGACGCGAGGGCAUGGUUGCAGUUUCCAACAUGCCGGUAAAAACCACUGUCCCUGUAGAAGGGUACCCAGGUUGGAUGUGGGACCAGUUCGAGCAAUCCGUGCCAAUGUCGACUUACCUGGUCGCGUUCCUCGUCAGCGACUUGCCCUUCAUCGAAGGUCGGAAGGCACACGCCGUUUUCAAAGGUGAAUUGCCGGCGACGUCGGCUCAGCCCGUCACGUCGAGCACUGCUGUCGAUUUCAAUGACGUGUCGAAGCCGAAGUUGAGGACAGAGGAGGGAAACGAGAUCAUGCUUCGUAUUUUCGCCAGACGUGAUGCUUUGGACCAGGCGGAAUUCGCCAGAGCAAUCGGCCUGCCAAUCCUCUACUUUUUUGAGACAUACUUCAACGUUUCUUAUCCAUUGCCAAAGCAAGACAUGGUGGCAUUGCCGGACAUGAGCGCCUCUGCCAUGGAAAACUGGGGUCUCAUCACUUACAGAGAAUCCGCGUUGCUGUAUGACAGCAAGGUGUCAUCAGCAAGGGCUCAACAAACGGUCGCAGUGGUGAUGGCCCACGAACUCGCUCAUCAAUGGUUCGGCAACCUGGUGACCCCCAAGUGGUGGACCGAUUUGUGGUUGAAUGAAGGAUUUGCGUCCUACUUGGAAUACGUCGGAGUUCACCACGUGAGACCCAGUUGGAAGAUAUUCGACAGCUUCGUCUGCACGUCAUUGCAGGGCUCCUUCAUGUCCGACUCUUACACGACGUCGCAUCCGAUUUCAAUCGCUGUCACUCACCCCGACGACAUCGAGGAGAUCUUUGAUUCGAUUACUUAUUACAAAGGGUCGGCGAUUAUCCGAAUGAUGGACCAUUUCCUGGGGAACAAGUCGUUCAGACGAGGAUUGACCAACUAUCUGCGGGAAAUGGCUUUCAAGAACGCGGAGCAGGACGACUUGUGGGGCUACAUGAGCAAGGCUGCCCAUGAUGCUGGCUCCCUGCCAAGGAGUCUGUCGGUUAAGGACAUCAUGGAUACGUGGACCCUGCAAAUGGGAUUCCCCGUGGUCACAGUCACUCGCAACUAUGACAACAACUCGCUGAACAUCACUCAGGAGAGAUUUUUGCUGAACCCGGCGCAGGCCAACAAGUCUGCCUCCACGGGCAAGUUCGGCUAUUUGUGGCACGUGCCCAUUAGCUACACCCAGCGAACCCGUGCCAAUUUCAGUUUGGCGAACACGAUGCCCAAAUUCUGGAUGAGCGUCAACGAGUCCAGAAAAUCUGUUGCCCUCGCAUUUGACGAAGUUCCCCGCGGCGACUGGGUCCUCUUCAACGUCCGCCAAACCGGGUACUACAGAGUCAACUACGACGCGGAAAAUUGGCGCAGAAUCAACGAACAAUUAGUUCACGAUCACGCCAUGAUCGAUGCGGCGAAUCGAGCGCAGAUCCUCGACGAUGCUUUCAAUCUCGCCAGAGCCGGGAUUAUCCCUUACGAAAUCCCGCUGAAUUUGACGAGUUAUCUCGUCAAGGAAACCGAAUAUGUGCCUUGGGCUGCCGCUUUGAGAAAUUUGGCGUAUUUGCGUGAUAUGCUCGUCCACACGUCCUUGUACGGGCAAUUUAAGGAGUACAUGAUCAGCUUACUGACCCCGAUUGUGAAGAAGACCAGGUUCGAAACAGUAGAAGAAGUGGAGACGGAUUACGAGAACAUCACGGACACAUACCUUUCCAUCGACAUCCUCAGAUGGGCUUGCAAACUAGAAAUUCCGUCGUGCUUACAAAAUGCAACCCAGCUUUUCCAGCGAUGGAUGCUCGAUUACAACGUGAACAAUCCCGACAUUCCGAGGCGAGAUAAGUCCGAACGUGAAGACGAUCGUGUAUUGCACCGGCAUCGAGAUGGGUGGCGAAAAGGAGUGGGAUUUCGCCUUCCAGCACUUUUUGCGCAGCAACGUAGCUUCCGAGCAAAGCAUGAUCCUGAGAGCACUGGGAUGCACCAGGAACCUCUGGCUUCUUCGAAGCAUGAGACGGGCAUCAGGAAGCAAGAUGCUGGAACGGCCUUCUCAGCCGUGGCUCGGAAUGAGUUGGGAGCCGACAUGGCCUUCCAUUUCCUGCGCAACAACUUCAAGAAGAUCAAAGAACAGUAUGGAUCCGGUCCUUUCUCGAUGGGUCUGAUAAAAGACUUCCAGAAGUACUUCAAUCUAGAAAGUCAAUAUAUCAUGUUUCAAGAGUUCCAGAAAACGUGUCACAAUGACUUGGGAUCUGCGAAACGAGCAACGGAUCAAACGCUGGACGCAAUUGAAGGAAAUAUUCAGUGGAUUUCAAACUACGAAGAGGGGAUUCACAAGUGGCUGAAACUAAGAAAACUGAAGCUUUCGGAUUAUGUCACUCGUGGAGCCAUCGAGCAGAAAUCUGCAGCCACAGAUUCCCAUUGUUCGAAUCUCGGAGUUUCUCUCGCGGGUUCAAACGCAUGGACGUGUUUGAAGGAUUCCGUCAUUGGAUUACCUUUGUCCAUCAGUAGUGUCUGAAGCUUUGCAGAUGAUUUGCAUUUUGAUCCGUUGUGUAGAUCUCAUGGUGUCCAGAAAAUGUGUAUAGUUUUUUGCUUCGAGAUGGCUUUUCGCAAGUGUCGAUCUUAACUUCGUUGUGCAACAACUAUGGUGUGCGUUUGGCUGUGAAUUUCAUUGCUCAAUUGUUAUUGAUACAAUAUCCCAAUAUUUUUAAAGUCAAAUUUUUGGUAAGUGGUGCUAUACAAAUGGAGCAUCCUUUAAUGUGCAAUACUCUGUUUAUUUGUUAUUUGAGAAACUAAUUGAUCUUCUGACAAAACCCCUUAACGAUUAGAUUCGGAGUCAAGAGACGUGAUGGUUUGCUCUGAAGUCUGGACCCGUUUUCGGCAAUUCCUGGAGUGCGGAAUUUGUUCGCCGGUCUGUUUUGUAUCCCUCCAAGGUAUCCUGACUUUUGACAUUUUUCAUUUGUUUUUUCCCCACAGACAAGCAAUGGAUUCAAUGCAUACUUGCAAAUUAAGGGCAGAAUGUGAUCACUGCAGUGCUUGUGAUGAAAAAUUUGGUUUCUAUUUGGAGGAUGAUAAUCGAGACUCGUAUAAUAUAAGAAGAAAAAUAUGUUCCACUCACUUCUGCUCCUUUUCGAAUGAGGAAAUCAGCUAAUUAAUGCACGCACAAUAGAAAAUUCUCAUUUUAUUCAAAAAUAAAUAAAUUCCUUGCUCAUCUGUAUGAAAACCUUUUUUCACACUCAUAAAAUGAUAUAUCACUGAAGGGCUGACAGGAAAUAUAUUUGCAGGGGUGUCAAAAACAGUGCUUGGUGGAAAUCUUGGAUCGCUAGAUUGAUGCAAUGUAAAUUGAUUCAGAUGAGCCUCAAGAUUAAACUGACACCACUUGAAGUCGACAUGCUAAUGCGAUUUCUAUCACGUUUUUUGCAGGGUAAAGAAUUAAAUCACAUUCCUGUAACAAUGCCUGAAGAAGUCACUGCUGAAGAUGUCCAUCUUUUUCUUAUUUGAGUAACAAACACUUGUAUGUGAAUCUUGGAAGUUUUUUUUUUACCAUCUUGUGUGACUAGAAAUAUAUCACAGCCUCCUGCUCAGAUUAAGGGUAAAAUGUUCUGCAAAAAAAUGUGAGUCGGUCAGUAAAUAAAUUACUGUAUUCUGUAAUUGCAAAUUUGCCCGAUGACCAGUGGGUAGACGUUUGGAACGCCGCUCCAGACUUCCUCCAGUGAUUGUUAGCUAUUUUGCCAUGAGCCCUUCAGUCUACAGGAAAUAGCGUAUUUCCUGUAACUGGCUGCACCAAGGCAAGUAAAAAUCAAAACUUCUCGAAACAACGCCCGCUUAUCUCGCGAAAGUGUAUUUUAUUGUACAGUGAAACAGAACACAUCGUUGAUUUAAGACAGUCCAUAGCUUGAAUUCUUAAGUCAUUACAAGAAUUUGAAAGUUACGGAAUACCGGUACAUUGAUUUUUCGCACAUACAUUAUUUAUAGGACUUGGCAUCCCAAGUACAUAGUACUGUACAAUAUUUCGAUAUUAAAUAAAUGAAGUUCGACGAUAAAGUGUUUUACAUUUGUAAAACGCAUUGCGGCUCUCAAAUUAUUUUGAAAUUAAAAAAAUUAUUUGAUCCAAGUUCUUGAUUCAUUAUUCUUCAGUUACCCUUGGUGUCUUUUCGAAGCUUUUGUUUUGUCUUUUGUCAUUCGUCACAGUAUUUCUUAUGAUGUGAACCGUGUCUGUGAAUCAAUGUGUCUAAACAAAACAAAGGAAUUCUGAUGA
This is a messenger RNA of Notodromas monacha, 5071 nucleotides long. NCBI's taxonomy places the organism in Eukaryota, Metazoa, Arthropoda, Ostracoda, Podocopida, Cyprididae. The record is from the annotation of a GenBank genome assembly.